AUGAAGAACAAAUCUAUUGUUCCUGAGUUAAUUAAUGAAAAGAAACAUUCAUCAAAGCUCACAAGAACUUACACUCUGACUCACAGUUACAUAACCACUAAAUUAACUUUAGCUAUAUCUCAAUCCAUCAAUAACUCUCAAUUGCGAGGAUGGGCAUAUAAGUUAUUCAGGGACAAAGUAGUGGCCGAGUGGAAGAAAGUGAAAGAUAAAAUGUCGCUUCAUGUCCAUUACCACAUUAGCGGAGGUCACAUCCUUUUGGAUCUCAUUGCUAAGCUUCGAUACUACAUUUUUCGCAAAGAAUUACAACGUCGUAAAUUUUUGGAUUUAUUAGCAAUGGUAUCAAAAGCUUUUAUUCAUGGAGAUGGGUACAUGUUGAUUAACUAUCCUGAGCUACAAGAAUCUCCUAUUUGA
Messenger RNA from Eruca vesicaria subsp. sativa (arugula), 411 nucleotides. The record is from the annotation of a GenBank genome assembly. NCBI's taxonomy places the organism in Eukaryota, Viridiplantae, Streptophyta, Magnoliopsida, Brassicales, Brassicaceae.